Cuscuta campestris is the source of this 1729-nucleotide messenger RNA. The record is from the annotation of a GenBank genome assembly. NCBI's taxonomy places the organism in Eukaryota, Viridiplantae, Streptophyta, Magnoliopsida, Solanales, Convolvulaceae.
CGUCCCUAUUCUCCUCCUCCUCCUCCCUCCCUCCCAAACAGAAGCAGAGAGAGGCUAAAUUUAUAUGGAGAACUAUUCCUCUUACCCUUCCUACCCGGAGUCCGGCGACUCCUCUCCCCGUUCCCGUGAAAUCGAGUUCGAGAACCCUCCAUGGGACGACCCCAACCAGCCUCUCCCUCCCAGUUUCAAGGUCAAGUUCAUGUGCAGCUACGCCGGCAAAAUCCAGCCCCGCCCCCACGACAACCAGCUCACUUACGUCGGCGGCGAGACCAAAAUCCUCUCCGUCGAGCGCGCCGUCAAAUACUCCCUCUUUGUCUCUAAGCUCGCGUCGCUCUGCGAUUUCGAUGCUGUCUCCUUCAAGUACCAGCUCCCCGGAGAGGAUCUCGAUGCUCUGAUCUCCGUCACCACCGACGACGACCUCGAGCACAUGAUGCACGAGUACGAUCGACUCUACAGGGCUUCCCCCAAGCCGGCCAGGCUCCGCCUCUUCAUCUUCCCGUCGAAUCUCCCCGCGAUGACCCCGAACCGGAGUUUCGGGUCCGAUGAUGUGAAAUCUGACAAGGAUAGGUUCGUGGAUGCGUUGAAUUCCGGCCCGGUUCAGACGAAUCCUGCCCCGCCUGCGGCUGCGCUCCAAGCGGGAAACGCGGAUUUUCUGUUUGGAUCUGAGAAAGGGGUGCCGUCGCCGCAUCAGGUGAAGGUCAAGGGACCGGAGAUCCGGCCCGCGGCGGGAUUGGAUGACAGGAUGAUGAUGAUGGGAUCGGAUCCGAUCCAGAAACAUAUACAGGAUCUGCAGAGGUUGCAGCUGGAAGAGCAACAGCAGCAACUGUAUCGACAGAGGGGUGAUGAUAAUCUCUCUCCGCCGUACGCCGGCGGCGACUACUAUCUACCCGCGAAGAAUCCGGAUAAAAUGACUCAGAUGAAUGUUCCGGCGGGUCCGGUGAAUCCCCAUCUAGGGUACUGGACGGAGAAGCAAAUACCCGGAGGAAUGAUGCAGCCGAGCAGCGCCGGGCCUGAUCAUCCCUUCUACAUGAUUCCCGCAUCGGCGGCGAGCCCGUUUCACCCACAAAUGGUGAGGCAAAUGCCCGGGCCCACGCCUCAGGCGUACUACGCCGUGCAGAGGAUGCCACCGGAGGCGUACCGGGACCCGACGGUGUACAAUGUCAUGCACAGCGUAGCUCCGACGGCGCAACCGGGUCUGCCUGCCCAGAAGGUCCCGGCGUACCCCGAUGGAUACGGGAUGGUGAGGCCGACGGCAAACACGGGCCCAGUCGGGAUGGGGAUGACAACGGAGCCCAGCUACUCCCAAGUGGCGUACGACAGCGGGGUGGGGAGACCGGUGUACUACGCGCAGGGAGGUGUGGUGGCGCCGCCGCCAGCACCCCAAACGCAAUACCAAGCGGCAAUGGCGGCGCCGGCGACAGUCAGCCCGGAAAUAAGGCCGUCAGUGGUCCCCCUGAAUCAAGAUUCCGGUAAGGUCGUUCCAAAACCUGCACAGAGUUCCGUGUGAUCCUCGACGGAGACAAAGCAUCCAUAUCCAUAACUAUCCGUAUAAUAAUGCUCGAUCUGGAUCGGGUUAGCCAUUAUCUUCAUCUUCGAAUAUCAAUUUCUCUGUAAAUUAAAGUCCAUAUCUAACGAAAGAGCUCUGAUUUGUUCUGCGAUUGGCUACGGGUGGAAGUUGUAUUUUAAGAUUAAUUAAAGGAAAUAAAAUGUGAUCCUCUGAAUCUCAUUU